Molecule: messenger RNA, 1983 nt
Organism: Naegleria gruberi
Lineage: Eukaryota; Heterolobosea; Eutetramitea; Acrasida; Naegleriidae
Exons: 1
Coding region: 1-1971 (656 amino acids)
Source: RefSeq, a predicted model, not a curated record
AUGCUAAGUAAUAGAUCGGGUUCAAUUCCCAAAUCAUCUUCUGCACAUGGCCCAUCUGAUAAUCAACCUAAACAAAUAUGUAUUUUAAUCGACACAACAACAGGAAUGAAGACAUAUUUUGCCUACUUUUUAAACAGAGUCAUUGUGCCCUACAUGUUGUAUUUGAGAAAUAAGAAUACGGAAUUUUCUGCUGUUUUAUUUCAAAAUUAUCCACCAAAUGGUGAUUUUUUGGUAAAGGUAAUUCCUUUCAUUAAAGAUUAUUCCACAUUUUACCAAAUUUUGGAAGGAUUGAAGGAAAAAUUCUAUGCUGGUGGUAUUGCCCAUAGUUGUGUCAGUGAAGCUCUUGCAACUUCAAUCACUGAUUUGGAAUGGGACAAGGAUGCUUUAAAGUAUGUGAUGAUUUGUUCAUCCACUCCAUCAGAGCACCCUUGCAUUUUGAAUGGAAUGUAUGUUGGAAAGAAUGCAAUGGAAAUUGUAAAAGAUAUGGUCAAGAAGGGUCUUAUUAUCUCAAUACUCUCCCCUAGCAUUUCAAGAAAAUGGAAAAAAAUAACAGAGGCUUGCAAGCUAGAUCCACAAUCAAUGGUUACCUCUAACACAAGUAAUUCUACAGAUCCUUUCAGUAUUAGUGAAGGAUUAUCGAGACUCAUUCUAGAUGCUAUGAAUUUACAUUAUCCCAAUACAGAAUAUGGUCUUUUGAUAGAUUUGAGAGGAGUUGAAAAAGACAAACUCAAACUGCAACCUUUGGAGAAGAAUGACAAGAAUGAAAAGAAUGAUGAUUCAAACAGUAAUGCCAGCGCUAAUACCAACAAUAGUAGCAUCAACACAAAUGCCUCCAACACAACCCAUAUCAAAACAGAAAAGGAUGUUACUCCAAAGUUGCCACCAAAAGCCAGUGUUGCUAAAGGUGUUGUAAUUCCUCCUGUCAUUACAACUGUCACAACUCCACCACCAAGCUUUCUGGCUCCAAGUACUGCACCAACUACAGUUAGCUCAGCAACCAAUAAUACCUCAACCACACCUCCAACCACUGUAACCACUCCCAACAAUCAAUCAACUACCACAACUCCAACAAAUGGAAGUACUCCUACCAAUUCAACCACAUCUGGAACUACUUCAACUCCAAAUUCUACAGGAAGCACACCUAGUGGAAAUUCUACAUCUAGUACUGCUGCCAAAACUAUUAAUGACUACACAAUUGGUCCUAACCAUGUACAAAUUCACAAAUUAACAUUCAGUAUUGAUUCUCCUAACUCUAUUAUUGGACAUUUGGAAGGUUAUGCUAAAAGUGAAAUUGUUGUUGAUUCCAGUAAAUGGCCAAAAGAUAUCAAGAUUACCAAGAAUCUCAUGUCCCUUAAAACUAGUAUAAUUGCAAAUCUUGUAAAGAAGGAUAUGAAAGUUCAUUUAUGGAAAUUAACACCGUCAACCCAGGCAACUAAAAUUCCAACUCUAUUGAACAAUAUGGCCAAGAAGAAAUAUUUCAUUACUGCUCCAAUUGAUGACAAGUCAUCCCUAUUACUAUUCCCUUAUCAAUACUUGAAGAUAUACUUUGAUAAAACAAAGGAACAGGAAACCAUCACCGCCAACACCAUUGCCUCUGAACCUGUUUUUGUAUCAUUCCCAAUAGGUACUGAACUGAUUGAAAAAUGUUCAGAAAAGCCACCACCAACACAACCACAACCAUCUCAAGCAUUACCACCAAACUUGAACCCUCCCACAGCACCAACAGUGCCAACUACAAUACCUGGUUAUCAAAAUACACAAGGAUUAAUCUUGUCCAAUCCAAUGCCAUUUCCAUAUAAUUUUGUUAUGCCAUUCAACAUGGCAAACAUGCCAAAUAUGCCAAACAUGCCAAAUCUUCCUUUCAAUCAACCAAUGUAUAUGGUAAAUGGUGGUAUGAACCUUAUGAAUAAUCCAAACAAUAGGAAUAAUGCCAAUAAUAAUAACAAUAACAAUAAUAAUAAUAAUAAAUAGUUAACUUAUUAC